GAGCUCAGCACGAGCGACUCAGCACGGAGCUGGUGACCUGCGGUAGCCGGCGCCUCCUCCCAGCCGUGCUCCCCGCAGGUCACACCUUUCCCGCCCGCAGCCCCACGCGCGGCCCGCAGCGAACUACACUUCCCGGCAGGACGCGGCGCGCGCACGCGCACGGGGGGCCUCCGCCAUGGCGACAGUGCUGUCCAGGGCGCUCAAGCUCCCGGGGAAGAAGAGCCCAGACCUCGGGGAGUACGACCCCCUCACCCAGGCUGACAGCGACGAGAGCGAAGAUGAUCUCGUGCUUAACUUGCAGCAGAAGAACGGAGGGGUCAAAAACGGCAAGAGCGCCCUGGGGGACCCACCGGAGCCCGACUCAGAUGCGGAUGUGGCUGGGGCUGCAAAGCCACACCUUUCAGAAGUCGUCCCAGAGGGUUUCCCCUCGGAACCGCUUGGGGGUCUGGAGCAGAAGGCCACCUCUUCCCUGGUGUCCUACGUGCGCACGUCUGUCUUUCUGCUGACACUGGUCAUCUCCAUGGUCCUGGUACUCCUCUGCGCCUUCCUCAUCCCCUGUCCUCCCAGAGACCUGCAUAGCACUUGGAGCCGGCGCCUGGGCUCCCAAGGAGGCCCUUUUUGUUUCAUUAUGUGUACGCCAGGCGGGGACCUGUCUCCCCUGGAGUUGGCUGACGUGAAUAGAGAUGGCCUUCGGGAUGUGCUUCUGUCCUUUGUGACAACCAGGAAUGGGACUGAAGGAGGUGGUGGCUCACAACCUACUGCAGAUCUUGUGUGCCUCUCCGGGAUGAAUGGCAGCACACUGUGGUCCAGUCCCCUCCCAGAGGAAGCUCAAGAUGUCACAUGCUUGGAUCUGAUGCCGGGAAGCAUGGCCAAAACCAUCUGCCUCGUGACAGGGACACGCAAGAUGCUCAGUGCAUUCAACGCGACGUCAGGGAAAGUCAUGUGGACCCUGAACCCGAACCACCUGUCCAAUGGCACCUUGGCCGCCCCAGUUGUGGUGCUGCCUGACCUGGAUGGAGACGGUGCCAGAGACCUGGUGGUGCUGGCCAUUGGGGAACUGCAGCCAGAUCUGUGUUUUCUGCUGGUAUCUGGCCGGACAGGGAGUCCUGUGGGCCGACCUGUGAAGUACAACAUCGUGGGAGUGGGGAACCUGAUUGGUCCGCAGGUUUACAUCACCACCAGUGGGGCUGUCUACAUCCUGUUUGGCUUUGGAAAUAUACAAGCUGUGGCCCUGCGGGACAUUUUUGUUCAGGCCCAAAAUCGAGACAGCUCACCACCCUCUCUGCAGAUAGAAGAGCCAGAAUGGGAGAAGCGCAGAUCGGUCAACCUUUCCGAGCUCAUCGAUGUUUACAGUGAUGGAGUUGAGCUUCUCCAGUUGGUGAAGGCCCCAGAUGCCAACUGCAGCAGCCUCUUGAUCACAACCAGACAAGGCCUGGUCCUGCUUCGGGGACAAGAUCUUACGCUGCUCUGGAAACUGAGCCUGCAAGGCCUGCGCAGCCAGCCAACUCCUGGGUAUUUCACUGAUGACCAGACAUUGGACUUCCUUCUGCAGACACAGGAUGGAGUUGGGAUGAAAAAGAUGAUGGUGGUGGAUGGUGGCUCUGGCUCCAUCGUCUGGAGUCAUAGUAUCCCAUGUCACAUGAAGGAAACACCAACCACUUCUGCAAUUACUUCAGACCAGAAGUCUGUGUUCCUCUUCUGGGCAGAAGCGCUGACUGCUGCUUCUCCCAAUUCUGAUAACACACCAGGAGCUGAGCCUCCUGGCCUUUACCACCUUUACCUCCUGCACCCAACCUUCCCAUCUAUCCUCCUGGACCUGACCAACACCACUGGCAUAGUGACAGCUUCGGAGGUUGGAAUCAACGACAUCUGGAAAGAUGCCUUUUAUGUCACUAGGACAACAGGGAUGAGCCCUGAUGGACACCCCACCUCUCUGGUAAUCAGCAAGCUUAGCCUGCGCUGGGCACUCAUGGAAGGCCAGAUGGUCCAGCUGAAGGAGACCACCCCUAAAAUUGGCCGUGGGGAGCUGAGAAGAUUCCUCUCCAGGAUCAAGUUUGUUGAUUCUCCCUACCAGAUCUAGUGCAGUGGAGUCCAGAUCCAGAAGAACCAUGCAGAGCGGCUCCUGUCCUCCUGUCAGUUCUCUGGAGAGGGGAUGACUUCGGGGUCAUGCAGCAG
This is a messenger RNA of Onychomys torridus (southern grasshopper mouse), 2175 nucleotides long. RefSeq names its product family with sequence similarity 234 member B (gene Fam234b). Gene Ontology annotation, molecular function: protein binding. NCBI's taxonomy places the organism in Eukaryota, Metazoa, Chordata, Mammalia, Rodentia, Cricetidae. The record is from RefSeq and is a predicted model, not a curated record. The coding region runs from base 176 to 2080 and encodes 634 amino acids. The transcript has 13 exons.